CUCUUAUAUUCCAAGAACGUCAGUCAAGAAGAUGGGUUCGAUUUGGAAGAGAAUCAAACCAAAUAAUUUGUUUGAUACCUUAUCUAUUAUAUACGCACAGAUCAUGAUUCAUUCUGGCCUUAUGUAUGGAAAAUUUAUGGUUCUCCCAUGGCUGAUCGAGACAUACAAUGUUGGGUUUGCAAAAAUCUGCAUGUAUCAUCUGUAUGCAUGCUUUAUCUACUUCAACGUUAUCGGUCGAAUGUGGAAAAUCUGCUCAACUAAUACGUCAACUGUUGGAAAGAUUCUACCGACACUGUUAAAGCCGGGUUGGUACUAUUGUACAAUAUGUGAGGCAAAUUCUCCUCCUCGUGCAUUCCACUGCAGAACAUGUAACAAAUGUAUUCUCAAGCGUGACCACCACUGUAUGUUCACUGGCAAGUGUAUCGGCUACUUUAACUACGGCCACUACUUGCUACUCAUCUUCUACGUCUGGCUCGGUACAAUGUUUGCUAUCGUCAUGGGCUUUGAGUUCACCUGGAGUUAUGUCCUUGGAGGAUUUUCAUUCUGGAAUGUUAUCUACUUCAUCUUCCCUCUGAUAUGUUUCAUGACUGGACAGUUGAGUUUGUACACUACAACAGCAUCAUUCAUCUGCUUGCUGGCAUCUGUGUUUUUCAUUUUACUAACAAUUCUGAUGAUUUACCAUGCUAAACACGUGUAUUACGGACAGGUCACCCAUGAAAGAACUCAUAAUAUAUAUGCAUAUGAUCUUGGCGGAAAGCUCAAUUUUCUCUCUGUGUUUGGAUCAAAAUGGCAUAUAUUUUGGAUAUUUCCCACUAUUGAAUCUCCUUUACCAGGAGAUGGAAUAGAAUUUAUUAGAAAAGAAAAUUAUGAAAGACCAAAGAAUAUGUGAUUUU
Molecule: messenger RNA, 893 nt
Organism: Ylistrum balloti
Lineage: Eukaryota; Metazoa; Mollusca; Bivalvia; Pectinida; Pectinidae
Product: probable palmitoyltransferase ZDHHC24
Exons: 2
Coding region: 32-889 (285 amino acids)
Molecular function (GO): palmitoyltransferase activity
Source: RefSeq, a predicted model, not a curated record